Caenorhabditis sp. 36 PRJEB53466 is the source of this 1956-nucleotide messenger RNA. The record is from the annotation of a GenBank genome assembly. Lineage: Eukaryota; Metazoa; Nematoda; Chromadorea; Rhabditida; Rhabditidae.
AUGCGAGCUCGCUCCAGCUCUGUCACCGUGCUAUACGACAAAAGGAACCGGAAAGGUGAGAGAGAGAGAGAGAAUGCCUUUUUUCGGGUUUCUAGACGAUUGAAUUAGUUUGAAGGACUAAAAGUUAAUGCAAGGCACAAAACGUGGGUUCAUGGGUAUCCGCACGAAAAUGUCUAGUGAAGUUCACUUCCUGAAUGACCCUUAGUCCGAACUCGAUCUGUCCUAAACUUUAGACGUUGCAUUCAGGCGUAUCACUCGAUCGAAACAACAACUAUGCGUCGCGUGAAGUCGAAAAACAGCCGCGGAUGGUGCACACCUCGUCGCGCCACGUCAACGAGGGUUUUUUCGGCGUGAGUGAUCUCCAGACAUAAUGGGCUUGGGCACGACUACUAACAACUAUACAAGCGCGCUUUUUCGUACAUGUGUGCACUUUUUGAAUGAAUGUCCAUUCCGUGUGUUUCCGUCCACCUGCUCUUUUUUUGCUUCUUGUGUAUUAUUGCAUCACGUGUGACUAGCGGCGACUAGUACGAAAGGAUCCGGAAAUGGUGUGUCCCCCCACAAGUUGUUGCAUUUUUUUUGUCUUCUGACUCAUACACUCAUGUCUCCAACUCUCUCAAACUCAAACUAAAAUUAAAGACGUGAAUUUUCUGUAACUUUUGCGCAAAAGUUACAACAGAGUAGAUUCUAGACGGAUUCAAACGAACACAUUUUUCAUGUGUGUACCCGCCCAGUCUUGUUGUUCACUGGUCCCCCCUCAUUUCCUGUCUGAGACACAACAAUAAUCGUACAUUGCGUCUGGGGUUCAACUAGAUAUGGAUAUGCAAAAGUAAUGAGUAAUGGGCCCAAAAGUAUUCCGGAUCGUUACACAUCAUCUAAUGGAAACGCGCGCGCGCGCGCGCGUGCUUCUCACUUUCCUCUCCACACAACCUUUUCUUUCGCACAGGUCUCCAAAUGGAUCCAACGUGUUGACGGGCGGCAAGACAUUGAAAAACACUACGAGAUUGGCGCCGUCAUUGGGAAAGGCAAUUUUUCGAGUGUGCAUUUGACGCGACGGAAGGCGGAUGGCACCAAAUGCGCCUUAAAGGUUCGCCUUCAAAAAGCCACUUCUGGAAAAUGGAAAACACACCAAUUUCCGUUAUGUUUGCAGCAAGUGGAGAAACGCGCGAUGCGAGGCAAAUGCUUUUUCGUGGACAAUGAAGUCGAAAUGCUCUCGCUCAUACAACACGAUCACAUCAUUUCGAUUAUUGACGCGUUUUGUACGGAAAAUCAGUAUUUCAUAGUGUUUGAGCAUGCACAGGUACUUACUAUUGUUGCGACGACGAUCAUAACUGGGGGCGUUACGGUAUGUUUCAGUACGGAGACUUGUACGAGACUGUGCGAAAGAACGGGCGGAUCGAAGAGCCCGACGCGGCGAUCAUCACUCUUCAAGUGGCCUCUGCUCUCGCCUACCUUCACGAUCGAAACGUGGUGCAUCGAGAUGUGAAGCCGGAAAAUCUGCUGCUCGUCGACAAGUUCAGCGUGAAACUGUGCGAUUUCGGACUCGCGUGCCACGUGCUCGGUCCUCUCUUCCGCAUCUGCGGAACUCCGACCUACUGCGCCCCGGAGGUGCUCAGAGAGAGCGGCUACUCGACCAAGUGCGACAUUUGGUCCCUCGGCGUCGUGCUCUACGUCAUGCUCGUCGGCUAUGCUCCGUUCAGGGCUCCCGAUCAGAACCGCCUCUUCAAGUUGAUCAUGCAGGCCAAACCGAACAUGGAUAUGCCAGAGUGGAAGGGCAUUUCACUUAGUUAGUUUAUUGACUUAUCGAACAGUUCCCCGUUAAAUGUGACAUUUUGAGAAGCGAAAGAUCUGGUGGUUCGUCUGAUGAACAAAAGCGAGGAACGCCGUCCGCUCGCCACCCAAAUAAUGUCUCAUCCGUGGAUCGCGCCGUACACUAUGGAAAGCAUUGAUGAUGAAUAA